AGUUAGUCAGUUGAGUGAGACCGGUUGACUCGAAUGGACUCCCAUCUCAUUCACUAGGAAUCAUCUUUUCUUGUGACUCACAUCUUCAAAUAAAUUACUAGAAAAGAUUGAAGUUUUUGGUGACUCUCUCAAAAUAGUGUACUUAAAUUAUGAAAAAAUACUAUUACGAAAUUUAAAAAUUGUUUGCUUAUUGUUUAGUCAUUUAGGAAAUUUAGCAUUUUUGUGAUUAUUACAGUAGAUGAGUGAUUGUUUAAGACUUUAGAGAAAACUACUUCGCCGGGAUAUUUUUUUAAAUAUAUAGUGAAGUAAAAAAUAAAACUUUUACAAUAUAAACUCAUCAAAUAAAAUUGCAAGUUAUGAAAUAAUUUUUUUUUCGAAAAUAAAUGCUCAAAGUAACUAGAAGUGAUUUAAAGUGAUUUGAUUUUUUUUUCUGUGGUUAACAAUUUUUGUUUGUCAUUAUUUCUGUUUUUUUUUUUUUGUUUUUCAUCUCUUUCCGUCUGAAAUAUAUUAUUAGUAUAAGUUUACUAUUAUAAGAAAAUAAUUACAAGUGAUAAAUAUUCACGUGUAUUGUUAUGACAAGUGCAAUGCAAACCGUAAUCAAAAAUCCCAGUUGGUGGAGGCGUCGAACUACGUUGGAGAGGGCACUGACUUUGAUUAGUGUUGUGGCCGGGAUCGCGAUAUUGGCAUUAAUAAUCGCUGUCGUGUCUUUAGCAUUAGCAGACAACAGACGUGAAAAUGCCAUAGAAAAAACCACCGCAGAAGCGUUAGAGGGUGGUCCAGGAUUGCAUAAGCAUGAACUUGAGGAUGAGCACAAACAGUCUCCCAACCAUGUUAGUAAUAAGAAUCAAGAAGAUGUUUGCUUAACACCCGGUUGCAUUCACACGGCUUCGCGUGUUCUGGAGGCAAUGGACCCGGAAGUUGAGCCUUGCGAUGACUUCUAUAACUUUGCCUGUGGCACUUUCCUGAAGACCACCAAUAUUCCUGAUGAGAAGGUUUCAGUGAAUACCUUUUCUACCAUCGGUGAUCGCCUUCAGGAGCAAUUGAGGACGUUGGUGAGUGAGGAAUCAUCAGAAAAUGAGGCCAAACCGUUCCGGCUGGCCAAAGAUUUCUUCAAAGCCUGCAUGAACAAAACUCUGAUCGAAGAACGAGGCCUCAAGCCACUGGAAGUCAUUGUGGAUGCUCUAGGUGGGUGGCCUGUUGUUCGUGGUGAUUCUUGGGAUGAGAAAUCUUGGACAUGGGUGGAUGCUGUUAAGAAAUUCCGCAAAUAUGGCUACAGUGUAGACUAUAUUUUGGACUUUUCUGUUGGAAUUGAUCUGAAGAAAUCUACUCAGAGGACUAUUGAUCUGGAUCAAUCAGCUCUGGGAUUAAGUCGCGAGUACUUGAUUAAAGGAUUAGAUGACAAAAUUGUUCAGGCUUACUACAGCUACAUGGUGGACCUGGCUGUGAUUUAUGGCGCAGAAAGAUCACGAGCUGAGAAGGAACUGAAAGAGUCACUGGAAUUUGAAAUUAAAUUAGCUAAUAUAUCAUUGCCGAAUGAGAAGAGACGCAAUGCAACAACACUUUACAAUCCAAUGACUAUUGCGGAAGUUCAGAAGACGUACAAGUAUGUCGAUUGGUUAGAUUAUAUUAAUGCCAUUCUUCCGGAGAGUCUCAAGGUCACGGAGAAGGAGACAAUUAUCAUCAGUGUUCCCACUUUCUUCAAGGAUUUGGAAGAUGUUCUCAAGACAACCCCAAAGAGGACAAUUGCCAAUUAUAUGAUGUGGAGAGUAUCGGCCUUCUCGUCCUUCUUCCUCACAGAAGAAUUGCGGAAGAGACAGCUUGUCUAUAGUACAGCCAUUAGUGGAAAGCAAGAACAGGAACCACGAUGGAAGGAGUGCGUGGAUAUGACGAGUGGCAGGGAAGAUGAUGACGAUGAUAUUGAGACUGGCCUCCCAAUUUCCGUUGGUGCUCUCUAUGUUCGUAAACAUUUCAAGGAAGAUGCCAAACGUACGGCUCUCGAGAUGGUCAAUGGUAUCAGAACGGAAUUCCAGAAAAUACUCACAACUGUACCAUGGAUGGAUGAUAAGACAAGAAAAGCAGCUAUUGCCAAGGCCAAGGCUAUGACAACACAUAUUGGCUAUCCAGAUGAGAUUAUGGAUAAUAGUAAAUUGGAGGAAUACUACAAGGAUUUAAAUAUUGAUCCAGCGAAAUAUUUGGAAUCUGUGCUGGCCAUGAAUGUCUUUGGCACAGAUUAUGCCUUCAAUAAGCUUAGGCAACCUGUUAAUAAAACUGACUGGGUUACUCAUGCCAGACCAGCCAUCGUUAAUGCUUUCUAUUCGUCCAUCGAGAACAGUAUUCAAUUCCCAGCUGGAAUCCUUCAGGGUCAAUUCUUCUCAGCCGAUCGUCCUCGCUACAUGAACUAUGGUGCUAUUGGUUUUGUCAUUGGCCACGAAAUCACCCACGGUUUUGAUGAUCAGGGACGUCAAUUUGAUUUGGAUGGCAAUCUUGUGGAUUGGUGGGAGCCAGAUACAAAGAAGGCAUAUUUGGAGAAGGCAAGCUGCAUCAUUGAUCAGUAUGGCAACUACACUGAACCAUCCACUUCCCUGCAGCUCAAUGGAAUUAAUACCCAAGGAGAAAAUAUUGCUGAUAAUGGUGGAAUUAAGGAAUCCUAUCUUGCCUAUCACAAAUGGGUGGAACAGAAUGGUCCAGAAAUGAGACUUCCCGGAUUAGAUUACAGUCCUGAACAGAUGUUCUGGAUUUCAGCAGCUCAAACAUGGUGCUCAGUCUAUCGUCCAGAAUCAAUGAAGAUGAGAAUAACAACGGGUGUUCACUCUCCUGCUCAGUUCCGUGUCCUUGGACCACUGAGCAAUAUGCAAGAUUUUGCAAAAGACUUCAAUUGCCCAUCUGGAUCUCCAAUGAAUCCCACUCAUAAGUGCGAAGUGUGGUGAACAAAAUUAAAAAAAUGUAUAAUUCAAUAAUGCAGAAAUAAUUAUAAAUUAUUUUUAUUACUGUAUUUCUUUGCUCUGAGAACAAAAAAUGCAUCAAUAUAAUAAUAAUAAUGUACUUAAGGCACGAUGAGUUUGAGAAUUUAAUAAAAUCUUCCAAUGUA
Molecule: messenger RNA, 3088 nt
Organism: Phlebotomus papatasi
Lineage: Eukaryota; Metazoa; Arthropoda; Insecta; Diptera; Psychodidae
Gene: Nep2
Product: neprilysin-2
Exons: 12
Coding region: 573-2927 (784 amino acids)
Biological process (GO): protein processing
Cellular component (GO): plasma membrane
Molecular function (GO): metalloendopeptidase activity
Source: RefSeq, a predicted model, not a curated record